AUGUCCAAAAAACCCACCGAAAAUUAUGCCAUCACAGUCUUUGGAGGAGACUACAUGAUCAGGCAAGGCUUCAUUACCAAGUUCACAACAGGCUAUUAUUCCGAAGAGUACGACCCGACUUUGGAGUUUGGUUGGCGGAAAGUAAUUGCCCUUGACGAGGAACCCGUUAUUCUGACCGUCUACGAGAUGGGCGUUGGGGACAACAUGGGCGGAACCUACGGAACAGCUUUCCUCGAACACACCGUCCGCAUAUCCGACGGCGUCGUUAUUCUCUACUCCGUCCACUCCAGGGAGUGCUUCGAGCGGGCUGAGAGUUGCCUGACGAGAACGAAGGAACUGGUGCGGAAGAUGCGGGGAACUCCAAUACCCAUCUUCCUCGUCGGCAACAAGACCUACCGCGAUGCCAAGCGGGAGGUGUCAACCGAGGAGGCACAGCGCUUGUCCCAUCAGGAGGGUUGCGGGACCGCAGAAUGUUGUGUCCGAGACGACGAGCACGGGGAGGUCGACCGGAUUUUUCUCCAUCUCACGGGGCUUAUUCGACGGGGAUUGAGACCUCACCAAGCCGUACCAACGCCGGUUUCUUCUCCGGAAAAGCUGUCGUCCUCGAACAGCAGGGCAAGCUUCUUUGUCAGGUUGAAGUCCCAAGUCGGACUCUGGAAGUCGAAAUGA
Molecule: messenger RNA, 669 nt
Organism: Exophiala aquamarina CBS 119918
Lineage: Eukaryota; Fungi; Ascomycota; Eurotiomycetes; Chaetothyriales; Herpotrichiellaceae
Exons: 2
Coding region: 1-669 (222 amino acids)
Molecular function (GO): GTP binding; GTPase activity
Source: RefSeq, a predicted model, not a curated record